AUUUCUGGGCAUAAUAAGGUCAAUGGUAAGAAAUAAUUGCUAUAAAAGUUUAACUGAAAGGGGGCCUUGUACUUGCAGAGGCUUUUUGGCUUGCAAACGAUUUUGAAGCCAACGCAGCGCAAGGAAUCAAAAAACUGCAAUUAUAACCAGAUUAGAUCAAUCCUGCACUAAAUAUUUGCGCCAAGCUGCAUUUAUUUAUCAGGUGGAAAGAGCUGACGGAGCGCUGUGCUUCACUGUAAAUGAGGUUUGUAGUUCACAAUAACGAAGCAGUCAGUUUAGAGAAAAUUUCACCAGAAAGGUUUACCAGCAUCGUGUGAUCCAUUGGUUCUGCAUAGUCUAUAUCAAAAAAUUAGCAAACACAAGCAUCUCAGAAAAGAACAGUUAUGGAUGGGUCUCAGAGGUUCUAUAACCAAUCUGCUCUAGAUCGUGGGACCUAUUUCUGGCAUCCUAAACAGAAUAUAGGCCACUACCAAAUUUCUGAUGAUGGUAGCCAAGAAAUGCACCUUUCAUCUGAGAUAUUCGAACAGCAUUGCACCCUGGAAUCAUCUUCUGGAUCUGGUGUUUACCCUGUUCACAGUUCUCCCUCUACUGCUAGUUUCUCCCCAAAUGAAAGUGCAAUUUCACAACUAAAUUCUCAGUCAUAUCUAUUGGAUCUGCAUGAGUCCUCUGAGAAUACAAGUGGUUCUCCAGACAGGUCUUAUGUUACCCACAAGCUGAGAGAACUGGAGACAGCAAUGAUGGGGCCUAUAGAUGAUCUUGACACAUAUAAUAUAAUGACUCCAACUGGGUCCAACCAAAUCACAUCUGAGGAAGAUAAGUUCAAGUUUUUGGUGGAAAUGAUGGCCAGAGGAGACUUGAAAGAAACACUCUGUGCUUGUGCUCAAGCUGUUGCAAAUAAUGAUAUGCUGACAGUUGAAUGGCUAAUGGCAGAGUUACGACAGAUGGUAUCAGUUUCCGGUGAACCUAUUCAACGUUUGGGAGCCUACAUGCUGGAAGGCCUUGUUGCAAGGUUGUCAUCUUCAGGAAGUUCUAUCUACAAAGCGUUGAGAUGCAAGGAGCCUACAAGUGCUGAGCUCCUCUCUUACAUGCAUAUACUCUAUGAAGUCUGCCCAUACUUCAAGUUCGGUUAUAUGUCAGCAAAUGGAGCAAUUGCUGAAGCAAUGAAAACUGAAAGUAGAGUUCAUAUAAUUGAUUUUCAAAUUUCACAAGGUAGCCAAUGGGUCACCUUGAUCCAAGCUCUUGCUGCUCGACCUGGAGGGCCACCACACAUUCGGCUUACAGGCAUUGAUGAUUCCUCAGCAGCAUAUGCACGAGGAGGAGGACUUGAUAUAGUUGGUCAAAGACUAUCAAGGCUUGCUGAGUCAUGUAAGGUGCCCUUUGAAUUCCAUGCUGCUGCAGUUUCUGCCUCUGAAAUUCAACUUGAGAACCUUCGGAUUCAACCCGAUGAAGCUAUUGCAGUUAAUUUUGCCUUAAUGCUUCACCACAUGCCUGAUGAAAGUGUGGGUACUCAAAAUCAUCGGGACAGGCUAUUGAGGUUGGUUAAGAGUUUAUCUCCAAAGGUGGUAACUCUUGUUGAGCAAGAAUCUAAUACUAACACUGCCCCAUUCAUUCCCCGUUUCAAUGAGGUAUUAAACUAUUAUCUGGCUGUCUUCGAAUCAAUUGAUGUUACUCUACCAAGGGAGCACAAGGAACGUAUCAAUGUCGAGCAGCAUUGUCUUGCUCGGGAGAUUGUCAACAUUGUAGCAUGUGAAGGUGCUGAGAGAGUAGAGCGUCAUGAACUUCUUGGUAAAUGGAAAUCACGGUUUGCCAUGGCUGGGUUUACACCCUGUCCAUUAAGCUCUUAUGUGAAUGCUACCAUCAAGGCUCUACUGGAGAGCUAUUCCAAGAAUUAUACUCUGGAAGAAAGAGAUGGAUCUCUAUAUCUUGGCUGGAUGAACCGACCUCUGAUUGCUUCUUGCGCAUGGAGGUGAUAACCAGACUGUAAUUAGUGGCACAUUUGCUUGCUUAGACUGCAAUUUGACACAAGAUCAUGCAUGUUGUUGUUUUAGUCAAAUAUCAUAACAAUGUUGAGACAUUAAUGGAUUAUCUAGCGACAUUGGCUCAUUUGCAAUAUAAGGGCUCUCAGUUACAGUGAAACAAAUAACAUAAAUUAUAUUAGUGUUUAGCUAGUGCGUUUCCCCCUUUAAUUAAUAGACUUCUUUGAUCUUUCUCAAGUGUAUCCACUGUACAAUUGUUGCAGAGUCAAUUUGAAACUUGCCCUUGUUAAGCUAAUAUUCAAUUAAUUAAUAUAAAUUUUAAUUGAUAAA
Molecule: messenger RNA, 2306 nt
Organism: Jatropha curcas
Lineage: Eukaryota; Viridiplantae; Streptophyta; Magnoliopsida; Malpighiales; Euphorbiaceae
Product: scarecrow-like protein 21
Source: RefSeq, a predicted model, not a curated record